Vanderwaltozyma polyspora DSM 70294 is the source of this 984-nucleotide messenger RNA. It is a transcript of the gene TAD3, whose product is annotated as Tad3p. NCBI's taxonomy places the organism in Eukaryota, Fungi, Ascomycota, Saccharomycetes, Saccharomycetales, Saccharomycetaceae. Bases 1 to 984 code for a protein of 327 amino acids. The transcript has a single exon. The record is from RefSeq and is a predicted model, not a curated record. Gene Ontology annotation, molecular function: tRNA-specific adenosine-34 deaminase activity. Gene Ontology annotation, cellular component: cytoplasm; nucleus.
AUGGUUAAGAUUAAAUCAAAUCCACUCAAGAUAGAUUUUGUAAAAUGUAUUAUAGAGGAUAAACUUUUACAACUAAAAAGCAAAGUCAGUGAGGAUACACCUGAUCUGUUGAAAGUAUGGACUAUUGAUAUUGACCCUAGAGAGUCCAAAUAUGUGAUUGAACUGAUUAGAAAUAAAUUGCAACCAGAUGAUCCCAUUUCCUUUUUGCAUAUCAAAAGAAUUAAGAAGUUAAAGGAUAAGAAGUUGUUAACAGUGAUACUGUGUUCUGAAGAACUUUAUGAGAAUGUUGAAGAUAUUGAAGCUUUGUUAGAGAUGUAUAAAGAUAAAUUCAGUUAUGAUAAUUUACAAUGUGAAGUUUCAGUUCCUAGAAACCCACCACCUACAAGGGAAAUAAUGUUGAGUUGGUCGGAAUUAUAUUGGCCAUUAAACUGGAAUGGUAAUCCAAAUGAUCAAAUUUUAAAUGAUUAUAAAAUUGAUAUGGAAAUGAUUACAAAAAUGUUAAAUAUAAUAAGUAAGAAAUCCAACGAAUUAGAUUCAGGAAAUGACCGAUUACCAAUAGUGACAGCAUUUGUAAACCCUACGAAUCCAGAAGAUUACAUUUUGUCAAUAGAUGAAAGGGAUAGUACUGGUAAUAUUCUAGAUCACAGUAUAAUGUCAGGAAUUCAAAAAAUUGCAAAAUCAGAAAGAUCAAAUCGUCUUAAAAAUAUGACCCAAGAAUCCGAUGAAUUGACAUAUUUAUGUUUAAACUUUGAUGUUUACACUACACAUGAACCCUGUUCGAUGUGUUCAAUGGCAUUAGUCCAUUCAAGAAUUAAACGAUGUAUCUUUAUAAAUCAAAUGAAUAAAACAGGAUGUCUUAAACUCCAUAGUGGUGACAGUUACUGUAUGCAAGAUAACAAACUGUUAAAUUCAAAAUAUGAAGUUUUCCAAUGGCUGGGAGAUGAUUACAAGAUACCAAAGAUAGAUGACAGAAUAUGUUGUUAA